Puccinia graminis f. sp. tritici CRL 75-36-700-3 is the source of this 1422-nucleotide messenger RNA. RefSeq lists its product as uncharacterized. NCBI's taxonomy places the organism in Eukaryota, Fungi, Basidiomycota, Pucciniomycetes, Pucciniales, Pucciniaceae. The transcript is spliced from 7 exons. The coding region runs from base 1 to 1422 and encodes 473 amino acids. The record is from RefSeq and is a predicted model, not a curated record.
AUGGCAGCAGGUACUGGCGCACCCUUUGUCCCCCGAUUUCGACCCCGCGUUCCUCAAACACCAGCCGAGGAGACCCCUCGUCCAAAAUCCAAGCCCACCAAGACCGCCCGUUGCAAGGCAGCUCCAUACCCAGACCGCAGACCUACCCAACCCCAAGGUACACCAGCUCCAAUGAUACAUCCGGAUUUGGCAGGUCCGACCGAGGGAGCUAUAAACACCCAACCGCCCCCCCUCAGUGACAAUGAAACCGAUAAAUCCAGCGAAUCAGAAGAGUCCGGCCGGGACGACCACUCAUCUCCGGCCGAAGGCGGCGAUGAAUCAGCUAACCUCCCCAGUGCUUCCAGCUUGACGUCUCGAGUCAAUGAAACCCCCAGUAUGAUAGCCUCCCUCCAAACAACCCUUGGGAUGUUGGAUACCGUCGUUGAAACUGUUCAACAAUGGGCAAGUCUGCCCCCGCAAGAGCACUUGGUUGGAAUCACCAUGUACCUCGAGUCGAUGAAUCAGCAGAUUCAGCGACUGGCCCCCCAGUCCAGUGUGCAGGACGUUCCAGCCCCAGCCCCCCCAGCCCCCGCUGCCCCCAGGGCGCAUGUUUGGCAUCGAGACUUUAGAGCCUUUAUUCGAACCAAACUUCGGGCUUGUCUCCUCCGCCCCGAUCUCAUGAGUUAUGGCCGAACUCAUACUGUCAGGACCCGAGCCCUUAACACUAGGACACCCCUGUUGUUAGUGAAGGUACGCCCCAUCCCCAAACCAUUUAUCAAGCCUGCAGAACUUACCACAAUCAGGCCCCAACAGCACACCAUUGACAACAUGGCCCAAGACUGGAAGGCUGUCUAUCUGCCAGCUGGAUACCUGAAUCACAAUCACGACGACAUCCGCCGCCUGAACGAGCUAAUCCGUGAGCUGCUUAAGUACGAGAAAAGCGCUUUUGCAAAACUGAUCAUGACGGGUGCCAGACCAGGCCGACGAUCAUCCAACGACGCAGUCCCAACCCUUGAUGGAGUCAUCAUCAAAAUAUUGCAAAAGAUGUCUCCCGAGCACGAAAUGAUGAACCGUGGAGACAUAGUAAGCUCAAUCAAAUCCCCUAUGAGGGUUCGGAUUGGAUUCUUGAGGCUCCAUAUGUACGUCCAACGCCAGCAAGACCGCACGACGACACAUGUGCGAUCGCCUUGGGAGGUCAUAGAUCGACAUCUAGAGAAUUUGCGCCAAGAGUCUCGUGACUAUAAAACCGCGUUUGCCCGACUUGUCUUGGCCUUCAACAGACAUUUGUUUGAUGGCACCAAGUCGGCCACUGACAUUGCAAAGAUAGUCGUAUCCCUCCCGUCCCCAGAGGAAGUCCAAGAGGCUUUGGACACAGGAGCUCAAUUGGCCAGUCCAGAAGACGAAGACCAGGACGGUGCCGAUGGCACCGGUGACCUGUUUUGA